Messenger RNA from Microplitis demolitor, 782 nucleotides. RefSeq names its product tRNA-uridine aminocarboxypropyltransferase 2 (gene Dtwd2). The transcript has 4 exons. The coding region runs from base 5 to 769 and encodes 254 amino acids. NCBI's taxonomy places the organism in Eukaryota, Metazoa, Arthropoda, Insecta, Hymenoptera, Braconidae. The record is from RefSeq and is a predicted model, not a curated record.
UAUAAUGACUGAAGAAAGUAAUGAUAUUUGGAAAGAAUUAGCCGAAAUACCAGCAGAUCCACCUGAAAUGCGAGAUCAAUGUUCACAAUGCAGAAGACCAAUUACUGUUUGUUGGUGUCCAGGAUUACCUAAAACUCGUUUGUGUCCUCAAUCACGACUAAUUAUUCUCCAACAUCCUGCAGAGGUUAAACGGUGUCUUCGUACUGCUCCGAUGCUUUCAUUGUCUUUGGAACAAAAUAAAUGCCUUGUAUUUCGUGGUAAAAAAUUUUCAUCAAAACAUGAAGAUCUUAUGGAAAUUUUCAAGGACAAAGAUACAAUACUGCUUUAUCCAUCGGCUGAUGCUGUUGACAUAAAUGAGCUUCCUAAAGUCGGUGUCAAUGGACAAAGACCUUACAAUCUUGUUCUACUGGAUGGCACUUGGCCUCAAGCUAAAGCUAUUUAUCAUUCUACUCCAUAUUUGUCACAACUUAGAGCUUGUAAAUUAGUACAAAGUACGGCGAGUAGUUAUGUUAUAAGGACACAACCAACUGAAGGAUGCUUAUCUACACUUGAAAGCGGUGCGUUUUCACUGGCUAUUCUAGAAAACCAACUGUGGUACAAAGAUGCAAUGCUUGGUCCACUGCAUUAUCUUUGCAAAUUUCAGUUGGAGAAUGGAGCAGUGACACACCAGAGUAAAGAGUUUUUAAUCAAACAAAAAACGUAUCCUAAAUUAGUAGGUAAACGACUGGCUAGACAAUUAAAAAUAAAUUCAAAUGAAUUACAUAAUUAAAUACUUAGAUAAU